CACGAUUAACCGAGCAGCAGGGACCCAUAGCUUCGUUUCCCGCCCGUGGGAUCCAAAGAUGUCCUGCUUGGGCUUCGCGCUGGCGUCCUCCCGGCUGAUCGGCAAAGGAUCGCUGGAGGUGGGGCAUAAUGCUCCAAACCAAUGGCGGCUGAGUAAGAGCGAUGCAGAGGUUCGGAAGGAGGCCCAGAGGCGGGCGAAGGAGCGGAUUCCGGGGCGACCCCUGGUCUUCUUGGAGAUCGAGGUGGCCGGGCAUCCCGCUGCUCGAGUUGUGUGUGAGCUUUUCUCUGACAUCGUGCCCAAGACCGCAGAGAACUUUCGCUGCCUUUGCACCGGCGAGAAGGGCCUUGGGCUGGCAGGCAAGCCGAUGCACUUGAAGGGAAACGCUUUCCAUAGGGUGGUCCCAGGCUUUGCGGUCCAAGGUGGCGAUAUCACCCGGGGCGAUGGCACUGGCGGAGAGUCGAUCUACGGCAGCACCUUCGAGGACGAGAGCUUCGACUUGUCCCAUGACACGCCUGGCCUGCUGAGCAUGGCGAACAGAGGGCCCAACACAAACAAUUCCCAGUUCUUCAUUCUCACGAAGGCAUACCCCAAGCUGGACCUGAAGCACGUGAUCUUCGGUCGCGUUAUCGAGGGGAUGGUCACCAUCCGCCGUAUAGAGGAGGUGUGCGGCACCGCGGAUGCUGGAUCCGAGCUUUGCCGGGCUCAAAAGCACCACGGCGUGUUGUCCUUCCGGCCUGGGCUGGGCGACGCCAAGUCGAUCAUCAGCGACUGUGGCGAGCUAAAGGAGGACGGAGAGGAGCCGCAGGCGAAGAAGCUCAAGACCUUGCCUGCCGAGGUCCAUUUGUUCCACCUCCUCAAGAAAUUCAAGGGCGCAAGGAAGGAGGAGACCUGGCGAGGUGAAAAUGUCACCAUGACCAAGGGCAAGGCCAAGUUGGUGCUGGAGAACCUCAGGAAGAGGCUGAUAGCAGCCACGGACAUGCCGUUCAUGUGGGGCCGACUCGCUAUGGUGAGCCUGCCUGGGCUUGUUUUCGUAGAGUUGGCUCGGGACCACUCGGAUGAUCCCACUGCCAAGAAUGGUGGUGACCUGGGAAAGGUGGAGCAGGGCAGCUUGCACCCUAAGGUGGAGGCUGUGGGCUUUGCUCUGCAGAAGAACGCGGUUUCAGAGGUCUUCGAGGACGAGUUUGGUAUGCACCUGCUCCUGCGUUCGGAUUGAGCGCACGAUGGUCGCGAGCGUAUGUGGUUGGAUCGCUUUGGAAAGGCUAGAUCCGAGCAUCUGAGUGUGGGUUGAAGCGGCCAAUGCUGAAGAUUCGACCUGGGAGUUGG
This is a messenger RNA of Effrenium voratum, 1323 nucleotides long. The record is from the annotation of a GenBank genome assembly. NCBI's taxonomy places the organism in Eukaryota, Dinophyceae, Suessiales, Symbiodiniaceae.